AUGGAGCUGCUGGACGGCACCGAGGACACUGUCCAUCCCGAAGUUCGGGCGCACAUCAACAGCCUCGUCUCUGCACUCGGCGGCAUAAGCGCGGACGACGAUGGCCAGUAUCAGCUAGGAGACGAUGCGCUCCAGGUCCUCCGAGACAUCAAGCGCUGGAUACGAUUCUACGAUGAGAAAACGAAUCGCAUGGAUGUCGCCCGAUGCAUCCACGACGCCAACCUUAUCCAAGGCGACAUACUUCCAAUUCUUGCACAAUGGCCCGAGAGCGCCAUGGACAACAAAUUCAAGUCACGCAUGGCCCUGGCUUGCUUCGAAGUCAUGGUCCCGCUGACUUGGCCCAUGGAGCGAGACAAAGAGCGAAUGACCGUCAAUCACCAUCGACACAUGCCAGUCCUCGAGCUGGCUCAGCUGCAAUAUAAAAAGGCCAUCAUCAACUUCGAUGGUGCCCGCAUCCUGCAUACGGCUGUUCGUGCCGCUCUGCCGUCCAUGGCGAUUCCCCUUGGCGACAGGACUGCUCGAGACCAAGGCAUCAUCAAGCUGGUUUUGUUCUUCCUCCGCAAUGUGGCGCUGAUUUCUCAUACCCCCAACAUGGCUCACGAGGACGAUGAGUCACAAAACUCAAGAGUCGCAACCAUCGAUGCCUUCUCAUAUCAGGACAUAUUUCUUUUCCUGCUCACACUCGCCUCCAACAUGGGCGACGAGUUUCGGACAGAAGAUACCAUCGUCAUGGAAAUCAUCCAUCAUCUUGUGAAGCGAGUGGAAGUCGACAAUCUCUUCAUGAAUGAGCAACAGCUGAACAAGGCCAAAGCGAGUCAGCUCUCUGCGCUGAUGAGCAAAGAGUCCUCGAUGCUCAGUGCGUACAAUCGAAGAGGUCCCACCAGGCACAAUCGAUUUGGCACCAUGGUAUGGGUCAAGCGGAAUGAUGGGAAGAUGUCAUCCCUUUCGGGGCAAGAUGCCCUCGCUGAUGCUGCGACGCGCAAUCAGAAGAUGGACAGCAACAAGACAUUUAAGCCGCCUCGACGAGGCAGAAAGCAGAACAAUGACGCCCAAGACCUGGGCCCGCCUGUCAAGCUUAACGCGCGGACAAACGCUCAGCUGCGGUCAUUCGUCGAAGAAUUCCUCGACUCUGGGUUCAAUCCCUUGUUUCAGCAUAUCCGCAAGUCCAUUGAUCGGGAGGCACCGCAUCUCAUGCAAUACCACAGGCGGCAAUUCUUUCGCUUGGUAGCCUGGUUCCUCGAGGCUGAGCGUGUGCGGCGACAGGUCAAGAAAGGGGGCGGCCAGCAAGGGAACAACGAGGUCGGCAGCUUCAACCUGGUUGCCGGCGUGCUAAACCAAGAGAUGUUCAUCACGCUCAACAGGGCGCUUCACGAGUCCUACGAAAUGAAGGACUGGCAGGAGCUGGCUGCCGUCAUGCGGUGCUUCACGCAGAUCUUGCUCACAGUGCAGGAAAUGGCCGAGUCCGGUCACGAUGACGACGAGGAGAUUGCAGAGAAUGUACUGGGCCGUCUCUUCUACGAGGAGGCGACACAUGAUGCAAUUGCAAACAUCGCUAGGACCUACAAGGAUCAAGGAUUCGACUACUUGGACGCCGCUACGGAACUGGUCCAUCAUUUCUUGCGCAUUUUGGAGGCAUACUCGAAGCAAAAUGUCGACAUGCAAGUCCGCUCGCGGAAACGUACUAGACGGAAGAAGAAGUCUGCGGACCAGGCCAGCGAGAUGGACGCCGGCGAGGAAAAUGAUAAUUCGGCAGACGACGAAGAGGAUGCAGCGCGGACUUCCAAGGAGCGCAAGUUUGACUUCCACCGGUUCUCGAGCAAAUUCACCCCGCAAGGAGUUGUCGACACCUUUGCGACUUGGACCAAGCACUACAGAGACCUAAGCGACGCGCAACUCAAACGCGCGCAUCGGUAUUUUUAUCGCCUAGCCUUCAAGCAGGAGAUGAGCGUCAUGCUCUUUCGCGUGGACAUUGUACAUCUGCUGUACAAUAUGAUCAAGGGCCCCGAGCCGCUGGACAAGUCCUCCAAAAUGUUCAAGGAGUGGGAAGAGCUCGUUAAGCAGAUUCUCCGCAAAUGCUUCAAGAAGGUCCAAGAGCGACCGGAGCUGGUUAUCGAGAUGCUCUUCAGCAAGCUCCAGGGGACCGCCUUUUUCUUGGAGUUUGGAUACGAAAGGCAGACCAGCACCAGCAAGCGGGAAGCCAAGCCGGGCGCCGAGCUGGAGUUUAAGCACACGGAGGAGCGCGACCGGCAGGUGGCGACUGUGAUUGGCGCCAUGCUGGACAGGGUCGAGAGCGACCACAUCAACUGGGUGAAGGGGGUCUUGACCGAGGCCGAGAAUGAACGGCGAUCCUGGGCCGCGGCGCAGGAGGCAUUGCCCUCGGUCGAAGACUCGAUCGAGGGCGAAGAGCAGGCUGGCAAUGGGGAACCAAAGAACCCCCCCAUGUUUUACGUUCGCCCUGACCACCCCGCCCGUCGCACGGCCAUGUUCAAGAACUCCUAUCUGCGCCUCCUCAUGACCGUAUGCGGAUUGGAGCGGCUCGGGCCAGCCUCCGAGGAGACCCUCGAGAGCUGUUGGAUCAUUCCAGACGGUGUCUCUGCCGACGACCUGAAGGACUCGCUGCAUUACAUCAACCAGGCCGAGUUCAGCCCGCCGACGUUCGAGGAUGGUGCCGUGGCCGAGAAACAGCUCAAGCGCAAGAUGGUGCCGCGCAAGAAGGCGGCUUUUGACGACGGCGACGAAGACGGCGAGCUCGACGACGACUUGCUCUUCCCCGUCGGCGGACCAACGGCGCGAAGGGCAGUCGACGAGCCGGCGAAGCCCAAGAAGACGCGGCAGCGCCGGCGACGCAGAUCCGGCACAGACGAUCCUGACGACGCGGUGCUUGAGGACAAGGCGCGCAAACGCCGCGAGCGCGAGCGCGAGAAGGCGCGGCGCAUCAAGUCGGCCCUAUACGUCCGCGAGGGCGAUGACGACUUCGACUCGGAAGAAGACGAGGCCUUUUUCGCGCGCGAGCGUGCCAUUGCCGAGCGCGCCAAGAAGGCCGCCGAGUCGGCCGUGGGGCAGAUCGACGUCGUCUCGGCGCCGCCGAGGAAGCGCAAGUCGGAUGCUCUGCUUGCGCUCAGCGAUGAUGAUGACGACGACGAUGAUGAUGAGGAUGAUGAGGGUGGUGACGCUGCUCCACGCCGUGCCCGGCUGGCGCUGAGUAGCCAGGAGAGCCCGGCCGAGGGCAGCGAGACGGACGGCACGCCCCCCGAGGCGAGCGACGCCGAGGAUGAGGUGCAGAAGCGGAAAAGGCAAAGGAAGAGGAGGAGGAGGGGCAGCGCAGACGCCGACGUGGACAUGGAGGCCUUAUCGUCAGUGGCAGCCGACGCCCAAUCAGGCGGCGGCGACGACGACGACGACGACGAUAUCCAAGAGGCCCCCGUCGCGGUCACGAGGCGGCCGAGGGUUCGGGGCGGGUUCGUGGUGGACAGUAGCGACGAAGACGACUAG
Molecule: messenger RNA, 3492 nt
Organism: Hirsutella rhossiliensis
Lineage: Eukaryota; Fungi; Ascomycota; Sordariomycetes; Hypocreales; Ophiocordycipitaceae
Product: timeless protein
Exons: 4
Coding region: 1-3492 (1163 amino acids)
Biological process (GO): DNA replication checkpoint signaling; replication fork arrest; DNA repair
Cellular component (GO): replication fork protection complex
Molecular function (GO): DNA binding
Source: RefSeq, a predicted model, not a curated record